Molecule: messenger RNA, 1575 nt
Organism: Trichechus manatus latirostris (Florida manatee)
Lineage: Eukaryota; Metazoa; Chordata; Mammalia; Sirenia; Trichechidae
Gene: PNLIPRP3
Product: pancreatic lipase related protein 3
Exons: 14
Biological process (GO): lipid metabolic process
Molecular function (GO): triacylglycerol lipase activity; protein binding
Source: RefSeq, a predicted model, not a curated record
GAACAGCCCAAAGCCAUGCUAGCAAUAAGUAGAAGAGCCCAGGGAUCAGGCUCCAGAGUCACCGAUGAUAACAGCUAUGUGAUAUUGCCACACAGAUGUUUGGAAUUUGGAUUGCUGCACUCUUAUUCUUUGGCACAUCAAGAGAAACUAUAAAAUCGCCUAAAAUUUCAAAGCUAAAAUAUGGUGGAUUGGAGACUCAGAGACUUAUUUAGUAUUUUUGGAAAAGAAGUUUGCUAUGAAAGGGUGGGAUGUUUUAAAGAUGAUUUACCAUGGACGUGGAUUUUGUCAAGACAUCUGACAAGUUUACCCUGGUCUCCAGAGGAGAUAAACACUCGCUUUCUGCUCUAUACUAUACAUAAUCGCAAUGUCCACCAGGAGAUCAGUGCAGUUAAUUAUUCAACUAUCCAAGACUCCUAUUUCGGAACAAACAAGAUGACUUGUAUCAACGUACCUGGAUGGAAAACAGAUGGCAAAUGGCAGAGAGACAUGUGCAAUGUGUUGCUACAAGUGGAAGAUGUGAACUGCAUUAAUUUAGAUUGGAUUAAAGGUUCACUGGAAUACAUCCACGCUGUAAACAAUCUCCGCGUUGUCGGCGCUGAGGUGGCUUAUUUUAUCAAUAUUCUGGUGACAAAAUUUGGAUAUUCCCCUUCUAAAGUGCAUUUGAUUGGCCAUAGCUUGGGAGCGCACCUGACAGGGGAAGCUGGAUCAAGGAUACUAGGCCUCGGAAGAAUAACUGGGUUGGACCCAGCUGGGCCGUAUUUCCACGACACCCCAAAUGAAGUCAGGCUGGACCCCUCCGAUGCCAAAUUUGUCGAUAUUAUUCACACGAAUGCAGCUCGCUUCCUCUUUGAGUUAGGUGUGGAGACUAUUAAUGCCUGUGGUCACCUUGACUUUUACCCAAAUGGAGGAAAGUACAUGCCCGGAUGAGAUGACUUAAUUACACCUUUAUUUACAUUUGAUUUCAAUACUUAUAAGAAAGAAGUAGCUUCCUUCUUUGAAUGUAACCAUGCCCGGAGUCAUCGCUUUUAUGCUGAAAGCAUUCUCAAUCCAGAUGCAUUUAUUGCUUAUCCAUGUCGAUCCUACGAAUGUUUUAAAGCAGGGAAUUGCUUCCAUUGUCCCAAAGAAGGUUGCCCAACAAUGGGCCACUUUGCUGAUAGAUUUCACCUCAAAAACAUGAAGCAUGAUAGACCUUAUUAUUUUUUAAACACAGGGACUCUUUCCCCAUUUGCCCGUUGGAGGCACAAAUUGUCUGUCAGAGUCAGUGGAAAAAAUGUCACUCAGGGAAGCAUAUUUCUCCAUGUAGGUGGAACGAUUGGGAAAAUGGGGGAGUUGGAGAUAACCAGUAGAAAACUUAAACCAGGCAUGACUUACACAAAAUUAAUUGAUACGGAUGUGAAUGUUGGAAAUAUUACGAGUAUUGAGUUCAUUUGGAAGGAACAUUCAUUUGGACAUUCUCAGAAUAAGUUGGGAGCAAAAAUGGUGAUAGAUAUAUCUGGAAAAUAUGGAUAAAAAUCUACCUUCUGCAGCUGGGACACUGUGGACCCUAAUAUCGCCCAGAUUCUAACACCAUGCUAA